Molecule: messenger RNA, 2019 nt
Organism: Lolium rigidum
Lineage: Eukaryota; Viridiplantae; Streptophyta; Magnoliopsida; Poales; Poaceae
Product: monocopper oxidase-like protein SKU5
Exons: 9
Coding region: 1-1800 (599 amino acids)
Molecular function (GO): copper ion binding; oxidoreductase activity
Source: RefSeq, a predicted model, not a curated record
AUGGCGGCGGCUGCGGGGGUGGUCGCGGCGGUUGUCUUGGCGCUCGCCGCCGUCGCGGCGUCGGCGUCCGCUGCGGCGGCCGGCGGCGCCACGUACGAGGUGCGGUGGGAGGUCGGCUACAUGACGGUGGCGCCGCUCGGCGUCUCGCAGAAGGUGAUUGCAAUCAACAACCAGUUCCCUGGCCCACUCCUGAAUGUCACAACUAACUGGAACGCAAGGGUGAACGUCCAAAACAACCUGGAUGAGCCUCUCCUCCUCACAUGGGAUGGCAUCCAGAUGAGGAUGAACUCAUGGCAGGAUGGCGUAACUGGCACCAACUGCCCUAUCCCUCCCGGCUGGAACUGGACCUACCAGUUCCAGCUCAAGGACCAGAUUGGAAGCUUCUUCUACUUCCCUACGCUCGGACUCCAGCGUACCGCAGGUGGGUACGGACCGGUCACAGUGAACAACCGCGCUGUUGUACCGGUCCCCUUUGACCAGCCCGAUGGCGACAUCACCUUGUUCAUCGGAGAUUGGUACACCAAGAGCCACACUGAAUUGAGGGGUAUGCUAGAUGAUGGCAAGGAUCUUGGGAUACCUGAUGGCAUCCUGAUAAAUGCAAAGGGCCCUUACAGAUAUGACACCACACUGGUUCCGGAAGGCCUUCAAUAUGAAAUUGUGGGAGUUGAGCCAGGUAAAACAUAUCGCUUCCGUGUUCACAAUGUCGGCACCUCAACCAGCCUCAACUUCAGAAUCCAGAACCACAACAUGCUUCUCGUAGAGGCUGAAGGAACCUACACUAACCAGCAGAAUUACAGCAACCUCGACAUCCAUGUUGGACAGUCAUACUCUUUCUUGGUGACCAUGGACCAAAACGCGAGCACAGACUACUACAUCGUGGCAAGCCCAAGGUUUGUGAGCAGCGAGGCUCGCUGGCACGAUGUCAAUGGUGUAGCAAUCUUGCAGUACUCAAACUCCAAAGGCAGUGCUUCUGGCCCUCUCCCUGAUGCUCCAAAUGAUUUCUAUGACAAAUACUAUUCCGUGAACCAGGCAAGGUCUAUCAGAAUGAAUACGAGUUCCGGGGCUGCUCGUCCAAACCCGCAGGGAUCAUUCCGCUAUGGCUCGAUCAACAUAACACAAACCUUCGUCUUGAAGAACGAGUCCCCCUUGCGCAUCGAUGGGAAACGUCGAAGGACGAUAAACAGGGUCUCAUACUCACCUCCUGAGACUCCACUGAGGCUUGCUGAUCUCCACAACCUGACCGGGGUCUACAAAACUGACUUCCCCACAAUGCCAAGCGAUGCGCCUGCAAGGAGCUCUUCAUCUGUGCUGAAUGCUUCUUACAAGGGCUUCCUUGAGAUCGUCUUUCAGAACAAUGAAACCGAUGUUCAGACCUACCAUCUGGAUGGCUAUUCAUUCUUUGUCGUUGGGAUGGAUUAUGGUGAGUGGACACCAAACAGCAGGGGUUCAUACAACAGGUGGGAUGCUGUCUCUCGCAGUACUACUCAGGUUUUCCCUGGAGGGUGGACUGCGGUUCUGGUCUCGCUGGACAACGUAGGUAUCUGGAAUCUCCGCGCCGAGAAGCUGGAUAACUGGUACAAUGGUCAAGAGGUGUAUGUGAAAGUGGCUGAUCCACUAGGCUACAAUGUCACCGAAAUGAUCGCUCCAGACAACACUCUCUACUGUGGUCGGCUGGAGGACCUGCAAAAGCCGCAGAUACACCCUAUAAGCGACAGGUCGUCAGGACAUGCCUUGGCUCGAUGGAGCACCAGGCUUCUCACAGCUGUGUCACUGAUCGUCACAGCUGUGAUUUGCAGUUAAAUUUGACAAAUUGCUAAAAGUUUGUUAGUUAGGCAUUGUGGGGAACUGGGGAUUGGUGGAAAAUACAUGUGGAUGUCAGCCAUAUACAGAUUGUAACAGGAAGAGUUUCAAUUUUCCUACGUGUUCUAAUGGUGAUUCUGAGUUUUUGAACAUGGAACAUCUUCAGAAGCUAUUUGCGCAAAGGCCAACAAAAAUAUCUUGAAAUGAAAUGCUUAUUUA